Molecule: messenger RNA, 963 nt
Organism: Salvia miltiorrhiza (redroot sage)
Lineage: Eukaryota; Viridiplantae; Streptophyta; Magnoliopsida; Lamiales; Lamiaceae
Exons: 3
Coding region: 1-963 (320 amino acids)
Biological process (GO): DNA integration
Molecular function (GO): nucleic acid binding
Source: RefSeq, a predicted model, not a curated record
AUGCCUGGAGAAGGACAAGGGGACGCUGCUGACAGAGAGUUAGCUAUACCAGAGGGGAGCCGUGUUAGGCUUAAUAGUGUGGUCAGGAGAGAGCGGGUUGACGAGUCUGACAGUCAAUCCGUCUCCCUGGUGUUUGAGGAGGAGAGACCAAAGGAGAAAGCACGGCUGAAAAAGCAAGUAUCACAAUUGAAACAUCAGCUUGAAAAUCUGGAGGAAUCGCUAAGGGAGAAAUCCCGGAGGGAAGACAAGGAACAGAGAUCUGAACGGUCCUACAGAGUAGAGAAGUCUCAUCGCCUGGAAAAAUCACGGUAUACCGAAAGAGGAGAAGAAAGGGAGCUGGAGUUUUCCUCUGGCAAGCCAGAGCAUCGGGCUCACAAACGUCAUGACCGAGAUGUGCCAAGAGACAGAAGGGAGCAGGGAAGAUAUAAGGAAGACAAGAGGGCUAAGACGUCAAGAUUCGGUGUACCGAGAAUCACUAUGUCUGACAAUGGGACUCAGUUUACAGGGCAGAGGAUAGCAGAUUUCUGUGAUCGAAUGGACAUCACUCAGCGCUUCGUCUCAGUGGCUCAUCCACAAGCAAAUGGCCAAGUAGAGUUAGCAAACAGAACAAUCUGUGAAGGGAUUAAAAAGAGGCUGAACCAGAGUCGAGGGAAAUGGGUGGAGGAGUUGGACACCGUUCUCUGGGCCUACCGAACUAGCCCAAAGACGGCCACAGGACUCGCUCCCCCGAUUGAGAGCUUUACAACCAAGAUGGGGAAAGAUACAGGAAAGGAGAGGCAAGGGAAGGAAGAUCUAGGGUCUGAGAGGAAGUCGGAAGAAGGCAACGAGGGAGCUUCCUGUAAGAAUCUUGGAGAUAAAACCCUCAGGCGGGGGGGAGUCCUAUUUUUUCAGUCACCAACGGGCGCCGGCGUACUUUCGCAAAAGGACUCACUUCCCCGACUGAGGGCGUUACAACCAAGAUAA